Oreochromis aureus is the source of this 1006-nucleotide messenger RNA. Its product is annotated as RLA class II histocompatibility antigen, DP alpha-1 chain-like. Gene Ontology annotation, molecular function: MHC class II protein complex binding. Gene Ontology annotation, biological process: positive regulation of T cell activation; immunoglobulin production involved in immunoglobulin-mediated immune response; peptide antigen assembly with MHC class II protein complex. Gene Ontology annotation, cellular component: MHC class II protein complex; membrane. NCBI's taxonomy places the organism in Eukaryota, Metazoa, Chordata, Actinopteri, Cichliformes, Cichlidae. The coding region runs from base 81 to 806 and encodes 241 amino acids. The transcript has 4 exons. The record is from RefSeq and is a predicted model, not a curated record.
UGGUCCCUGCUCUGUGAUUGGCUGCUGCGUGUGUUCGCCCUCAUUUAGAGAGUGUGAGAGUCACAGAGCUGCUGCUGCUAAUGAAGAUGAAGGUGUGGGUGCUGCUCCUUGUCCUCUCCUCGGUCCCCUGUGUCUCUGCUGAUGGUCUCCACGAGACCAGCUCAGUCAGUGGCUGUUCAGAUAGUGAUGGAGAGGAUGUGCUGAUCCUGGAUGAUGAGGUGGUCUGGUACGCAGACUUCUACAACCAGAAAGGAGUCGAUUCUCUGCCAGCCUUUGCAGAUCAUCCACACUGGAAGGACGGAAUGUAUGAACAAGCUGUGGUUAAUCAACAGAUCUGCAGAUAUAACCUGAAGAUGGCUCGUACGGCUAUGAAGGACUUCCCCAAACAACGCGAUGCUCCUUCCAGCGUGAACAUCUACACUACACUAAAUGUGGAGAUUGGAGUCCAAAACACUCUGAUCUGUCAUGUGACUGGUUUCUAUCCUGCUCCCGUUAAAGUCACCUGGAAAAAAAACAUAAAGAAAGUGGUUGAAGGAACCAGCAUCACUGUUCCCUUAUCCAACAAGGAUGGUUCCUUCAGCCAGACGUCCAAACUGGACUUUGUUCCAAAGGGAGGAGAUGUGUACGCCUGCAUAGUGGAACAUAUGGCCCUGACCCAACCAAUUACCAAAGUCUAUGCUGUGGAGGACGUUGAACCCAUUCUGGGACCCAUUCUGGGACCUGCAAUAUUUUGUGGAGUGGGUGUGACUGUCGGGGUCUUCGGCGUGGCAGCAGGAAUCUUCCUCUUCAUCAGAGGGAAAAAGUGAUGCUGAUUGGUUCAUGCUAAUGUUUGAAUAGAGGUAGACACUGUCCUCUGAUGAACUGAUUUUUAUAUGAUUCAUUACAAAUGAAACCUCUGGAAGAAAACUGUGGCAGCAGGUCACAAUGAUCUCAGACCCUCCUCAUCCUCACUGGGACUGAUUAUUGAUGUGAACCAGAAAGAGUUUCAUGGCAUUAAAGAUUUACU